GUUGAUGUUGGGACGUGCUGACUCUUCUGAGUGAAUGUGGGUUCAUUUCCUUCGUGUGUUUCAGGGAAUGGCUUCACACGGACGAGGUCGCUCCACUGGUGGUUCCGCCCCGCACGGAGAGGAGCGUCGAGGGACGACGUCGUCGCUGGCAAGGGAAACGAGUCGGGGAGUUAAAGGUGGGGAGGAAGAACGACGUGCUCAAAACUUGUGGUGCGACUACAGCAAACGCGUCUGGUAUUUGGACUGGGCGAGCCAGGACGGCUCCCACCCGUUGCAACCACCGUGCGGGCCGCUCUUGUUCGCCGCCGUUCGCGCCGACAGAACGCGUCUCGCAGGGUCCAUCGUUCAGUGGGUCGAUGAUGGCGAACACAAUUUCAAGUUUACGUUGAAGAAGCAUUACAGAAGUGAUGGUUCUGUCGUCGACAUCGCAAAGGGAUGCAAGGUUGCCGGGAGGAUGUUCAGCGGGUACGGCCGUCGUGCGAUGUCUUUGCCUCACUUUCUCCCGCUAGCGCCGGGGCACGACGAGGCCGUUCACGUCACAGACUUCCUCGAGGUCUGGGCGAAAUCUGGUACCUCUGUCAGUGCCGUGGACGUCGGACCUAGAACAUCGAUCAGUGGUCCUGUUGAGUUCGCGGGAGGAGAGUGCUCUGAAAGGGAGAUGGGAAGUCAGGGUGGCCUGCCAGCUACGCCUCCUGAUCAAGAGGUGGGCAUGUCAGACGACUCGGAGGACGACCAUCCGCGUACUCCUAUGAAACCGGGCUUGCAUGUAUCUCGCCGCCAAGGUUUGCUUGGGGAGUCGACGCCACAUGGAGGCGGCGAUGGCGAACAGUUGCGACAGAGCUCAGAAUCGACGACUCCUCGUGGUCUGGUCGAAAGGAUUGGUUCGUUCGUUCGUGGCAUGCAGGUGGCCGAGGUUUCGCCUGGAGAUCCAGCGGGUGGUCUGCAGGGUCGAGAGGUGCGUGGGUCAGAUGAGACGACUCGCCGGGCCCGACCAGCGCCGGGGGAAUUGCAGACGGAGUUGAGCCAGGAACGAGAAGCAAGUGGGAACGUCGCCGGUGAGGAGGAGGUGUCCGAGCAGGGGCUGUUCCGUGAGAGAUCGGCUGAAAAAACUCAGUCGGGAGGCAAGCGCAACUUGCCGGAUGAGGAAGAGCGAGAGGGACUAGGUGCUCUGAAAAGGCAGAGAAAGGUAGGAGGGAGUGCUCGGACGCCAACAACACGAGAGGGCGGUUCCGUUGAGAAGAGGAAAAGGGUUGGAGGUGGGGAUGAAAYGCCAAAAGACUYGUCGACACARCGAAGAACCRGUGAGUCUUCCGGGAAAAGGKCGAAAUCAUCGAGGGGGAAGAAAGCAGACGAGGGCGACAGCGGGGAGGGGGAUGACGACGUGGAGAUUAACCUCAACGCCUUUAACCUCGACAAUGCGUUCUUCCUCGAGAUGCAGACAGGGGUGCAGAAGGACGUCGUGUUGCACAUCCAUUCCGAAAGAAUAUUAGCUAUUCCAGACUGGGAAGACGCGUACAACCACCGAUCCUUGGACGAGUUCCUCGUUGAUACCAUCGCGUUGGCUAUGAUCGACUGCCACGAACGUAAAGACAUGAGAUACAUGAAGCCCAUUUUCAUUCUCGCUCCGAUCGUCGCGCCUCCAGAGAACGGCGAGCCUGCUAUGCGCGUGCUGCCUGCUGACUUUGACAUCUCACACCCGGAGAAAUACUGGUAUUAUCCUGUGUGUGGACAGCAUAACGCGAGGGCAAUGAAGAAGACGUCGUACACGCCUAUCUGGAACCUGUCAACGGAAGCAAAGAAAAGAAAGGAAUGGGCUGAGAAACUUCGAUACUACUUCCCGCUGGCCAUGGGAGAUGACUCCGUCUUCGCUUUGGGGUUGAAGUUCUAUGAGGAGUGGUCGAAAGGGAAACUCCUUGCUUCCGACGGCCGGCGUUGGACUGAAAAGCCGCCCGCCCAUGAGGAGGUGGCCAAGCCAGGACUCUCCACUGUGACUGACAGCCAGGGGCUGAAGAAACACGUCUGGUACGUGAAGGUCGACGACCCGUCGUUGAAAAAGGGCAGGGGGAAGCCAAAGAAAGGCGCAGAGGAGAAAACUUUCUACGUCCAAGUUCCAGAGACGGAUGUCCACUGCUGGAAGGAAUUGGUGGACUUGACGGACCGUGAGAAGAAAAGGCUGUUGAACGGCGUCUUGAACCUUAACGUCGUGUGGGUUCAAACGAGUAGCAAAAAGUUGGCCGAGCAGGGGAAGUUCAGUGUCAAGGAGAUGGUCGACAUAAUAAAAAUGGACUGGAUUAUGCUGAGGCUAUGGCACUACGUGGAGUUCGAGUACGAGGAAAUGGAUAAGCGGGAGUGGAAUGUCAACUCCACGUUCUUCAGGUCCAAGAAGCAACUGUUCGAAGAGUUCAAGGACAGAGGUCUCGACGACAAGCUUUGGAACGAGAGCAAGAAAUUUUUCACGGACACCACAUACGUCAACAAGUGCCCUCAGUUUCUCCGGUGUCAACACGACAACAGCAUCAAAAGAACGCCGGCCCUCGUCAACGACCAGAAUUUCCCGGCGGAGUGGAAGCGUGUCGUCCUUUCGGUGAUCACUGGAGAUCACGCCAAAGGCAAAAAAAAACCUCGGGGCGUUGAUGAAUGCAUCAACAUUAUGUGGACAAGGACAAGCGCCUUGACGACGCUGGCCCAGUUUAACGUCGACCCAUUCACUGCCAUAGAUCAUAAGGACGUGCUGGGAAAACUAGGGCAUCAGCUACGCUCCCACACUUGCGUGCUCGACUUGUGCGGUGCUGUGGACCGUGCGCAAUGGGACUCUGGGGCAUUCGGGUCUCUGAUCGCCUUUGGUGUUGUGGAGGAGAAGUCUUUCAAGUCUUUGACUUUCGCGGACAUCGGAAACCUGACCCAGAGGGGGGCUCUGUACAAGGACGGCGAGCGGAAUCCGAAUCAGUUGUGCAAUCAGCUUCUUUUCUUCUGUGGUGUGGCGGAUUCCGUGCUGUUCUUGGGCAAGCCGCACGCGCAGGUGGUGUGGAGUCUGCUUCUGCAGGGAAGGCACGUCUUGGCCGUGGAUGGGGACACAACGCAGCUCGAAUACACCGUGCAGUAUGUCACCCAUGAAGUGUCGUCCAAGGCUUACCCAUGCGAUUUCCACCAUGUCGUGGUCGAGCCCGUUUAUGACCCGAACAAGGACAUGUUCUUUAAGUUGACUCCGAAGAAAAGGCGCCAGGUCUACUCGUUCCUUUACGGCGAACAACCAAGGUUGAGAUUUGACCCGCGGUGCGUGGCGCGGAAGGAAGUCGCCAUUGCGGUCCUCCAGGGCUACCACGGAGCGAGUCGGGCCGGCGCUGUGAGCUUCAUUAAGAGGCUGGAAUAUGUCUUUUUUAACGAGGAUGUUGUCGAUCCGGCCGACUUCACUUUGGAUAAGUACAAGCUGGCAUUCGACCAUUUCCAGCCAGUUCUUCUCGACGGCGAAUGGGCAGUGGCUAUGAGGGAUGUAAGUGGAGGGUGGAUAUAUGACGAUCGUUGGGACCUCGAGACAUUCAAAUCUCGCGCCUACGAUGCGGUAUUGGAGAGAUUAAGUGAGGUCAAUCGAGGAAACAAGGACGACCCUGCUCUUCGCGAAUACGGGGACACGCUGUUCGAGUUCUUGCAGUCAAAUAAAUGGUUGGAAGUGUCCUCCGCGUUCUACGCCUUUCCGUCAAGCCCGUUAAUUAAGCAAGUGAGUUGGGAGUUGCCUGGGGUCACCCCGCUGGCAGGAGUUGUGAAGCGCAAGUCUCGCGGAAAGGACGGCGACGGGGAUGGUGAAGGCGGUGGACAACGAGGUACCGGAGGUGGAAGUGAACAACGUUCGACGAAACACCGGUCUCCGGGGCACGCAGGCGGCGGAGAGGGGAAAAAGGGCAGCCGGGAGAAGAAGAAGCCUCGCAGCGGAGAGAAGACAAAGCAUCACAGAGGAGACGGGCAGGGGUCCGAUGUCGACGGCGACGAGGACGGUGGGGUUCUGGCAGUAACAGGCAGCACCUCAAUGGAGACGGGGAACGACUUGAGGCCUGGGUGUAUUACGCGGCCUGGCGAGCGGGACCCUGUGAUUAGCUCCACCAGCGAAACACAGUUUGUCGAUGCGGUUGGUGGGGCGGGUGUCGCAAAGCAUGGAACAGGCUUCGCUCAGCUCCAAAAACGGUUGGCGGAUUGUCUCGGAUCAAUCCGAACCUCGGAGACGACCUCAUUGUCCGGAACUCAGUGCCUUCCGGGAAGCGAGACGACAACAUACCACGGGUCCGGCGGCGACAAGCUGGAACCGUGUUCCGUUUCGCCUCAAAAGGAAUUUCGGAUUAAUCCGAACCGCGAAGGCCGUGCCAUCAAGGGAGCACAGCUGUCUACAGAACUCGAACGGGUGGUCCGACGACAAAGACACAGCGUACAGGGACAAGAAGUUAAGGGGGGGAGAGGUGUUGUUGGACAUCCAUGGGACAUUGAGCCCAACACAAUACGACACAGUGGCAAUGGAGAAAACACAGCUUGUCGAUGUUGUGGACGUCAACGAUCUUUGUCCGGAGACGAAUAUACCGUCUACGGUCAUCGACGCCGACAUCUCGAGCCUGUCAAGUUUCCCUGUGGGUUUGGAGCAGGUCGUCGCCUCGUCGACGCGCGCAGGGGUGCCAAUCGUGCUGGGACUGCCGUCGGUGGGCUCUGGUGAAGUGGUAGCUAGGCUUGGUAAGCACUGACUUUCUCUGCUUUCUUCCCGCUCAUCAGCCCUUUCGUGAAGUGUUGUUUGCUU
Molecule: messenger RNA, 4774 nt
Organism: Chara braunii
Lineage: Eukaryota; Viridiplantae; Streptophyta; Charophyceae; Charales; Characeae
Source: the annotation of a GenBank genome assembly